Molecule: messenger RNA, 2021 nt
Organism: Botrytis sinoallii
Lineage: Eukaryota; Fungi; Ascomycota; Leotiomycetes; Helotiales; Sclerotiniaceae
Exons: 4
Coding region: 371-1744 (457 amino acids)
Biological process (GO): carbohydrate catabolic process; fungal-type cell wall biogenesis
Molecular function (GO): mannan endo-1,6-alpha-mannosidase activity
Source: RefSeq, a predicted model, not a curated record
UAGUUUCUCUCUCAGGGAAAAAAGCUGGAAGAAACUAAAGAAGACUUGCCGUGGGCCGUAUGUCAAAAACAGAACAGUGGACCAGGAGUUUUGUUGUUAUGGAACUAGAGGUAAGUGUGGUAGGAAGUACGUCUCUCCUCGCUUUGAAAUUCCAGAGAAUAGUCAGCGUUUCUUUUCGACUUGAUGGUAAGAUAGUACGCUUUUCUUCUCAUACAUCAGCGAUCCGGCAUAUUUUAUCUUAUACUCUCGUUUGGCCGAAUCGUUUUCAAAUCUGGAAUUGAUCGGAUCCUCCCGUUUUGCAAUUGUGAUUGGCGAAGAAGUGUUCUAUACAGUAUCUAUACUCUAGUUUGAAUCACGGAAGAGGAGCAAGAUGAGGGUCAGUGGAGGAAAAGUCUUGGCAUAUACUGCUGCUAUUUGCUCAGCAUGUAGUAGUUUGGUUAGUGCAAUUACUCUUGAUUUGAGCUCUGAUGAAAGCAUCAAAACCGCCGCAUCCGAUGUCGCCUACGAUAUGAUGAAAUACUACACAGGAAAUAAUACCGGAGAUGUCGCUGGUAACUUACCUGACCCCUAUUAUUGGUGGGAGGCAGGAGCUAUGUUUGGUAUAAUGGUCGACUAUUGGUAUUAUACUGGGGAUACUACCUACAACGCCGAAGUAAAAGAAGCUCUCCUACAUCAAGCUGGCAGCGAUUACGAUUUCAUGCCUACCAAUCAGACAAAGACAGAAGGAAAUGAUGAUCAAGGAUUUUGGGGAAUGGCUGCUAUGACAGCUGCAGAGGCUAAUUUUGACAAUCCGGAUAGUGGAACACCUGGCUGGUUAGCAAUGGCGCAAGCAGUUUUCAACGAUAUGGCAGCUAGAUGGGAUGAAUCAACUUGUGGAGGUGGUUUGAGAUGGCAAAUCUUUACAUUCAACUCCGGAUACAACUAUAAGAAUAGUAUUGCGAACGGGUGUUUCUUCAAUUUAGGAGCUAGGUUGGCGAGGUAUACUGGAAAUUCAUCAUAUGCCGAUUGGGCCGAAAAGAUCUUCACGUGGGAACAAUCUGUUGGAUUGAUCGGUGAUGGUUGGGAGGUAUAUGAUGGUACAUCCGAUACAACAAACUGCAGCUCUCUCGAUCAUAUACAAUGGACAUACAACGCUGGUAUCUAUCUUUUCGGAGCUGCCAUGAUGUACAAUUACACCAACGGAUCAUCCCUUUGGGAAAAUCGAACAGCAGGACUUUUGAAUGCUAGUAGUGUAUUCUUUAAAGAUAAUGUUAUGUAUGAAGCAGCAUGUGAAACUACCACAGUCGGUUGCGACACCGAUGAACAAUCAUUCAAAGCUCAUCUUUCUCGUUGGAUGGCGGGAACCACCAAAAUCGCUCCAUUUACCGAACCAACAAUCAUGACUUACAUUAACGCUUCUGCUCAAGCGGCAGCAGAACAAUGCGCUGGAGGAGCUAGCGGAAGAGCAUGUGGAGAACAUUGGACUGCAGGAAGUACUUACGAUGGAAAAUAUGGAGUCGGAGAACAAAUGAGCGCUUUGAGUAUCAUUCAAGCAACACUUAUUGGGCAAGCAGCCGAUCUCGUCACAAACAAUACGGGCGGAACAAGUGCAGGAAAUGUAGCAGGUGGAAGUGGAAGUAGUUCCAAGAGUGAUGGGACAGUCGAAACACCAGUCACCAGUGGAGAUAGAGCCGGAGCAGGAAUCUUAACGGCGCUUAUGAUAACCGGUGUAAUCGGAGGUGUGGGAUUUAUGGUUCUGGGUUGAGAUGAGGAGGGUGAAUGGGGCAUUGAGAGGGAAAGAUGGUUGUAUGUUUAUAGGGAAUAAGUUGGGCGUUUGGUGUUCAAAUCAUGUGUGCACACACAUUUUUGGCGUAUAUCAUCAGCGUUGUACAUUAGGGGGAGUAUAUUAUCUUACAGUCUGGAUUUCGAUACCGGGGUAUCCAUUUAUCAGCUUUUAGUAUUUACCCGAUACAAUUUGUACAUUUACAUUAAUCUAAAUAAAACAGAAUAAGUCAAGGACUAUAAAAUUAAAAACCUUUGAA